Scleropages formosus (Asian bonytongue) is the source of this 1964-nucleotide messenger RNA. RefSeq lists its product as uncharacterized. Gene Ontology annotation, cellular component: proton-transporting ATP synthase complex. Lineage: Eukaryota; Metazoa; Chordata; Actinopteri; Osteoglossiformes; Osteoglossidae. Gene Ontology annotation, biological process: proton motive force-driven mitochondrial ATP synthesis. The record is from RefSeq and is a predicted model, not a curated record. Bases 184 to 1716 code for a protein of 510 amino acids. The transcript is spliced from 5 exons. Gene Ontology annotation, molecular function: proton-transporting ATP synthase activity, rotational mechanism.
UUUCUAAUACCACUUCUGUGUAGGCAGUGUACCUGUAAGUGGGCUAAAUUCGCUCAGUUAGUUUUACAUCACUUCUCUAAACCGUGAACCUUAUGUGACGAGCGAGUAAUUUUAUUAAAGCUUUACUAGCAUGCUGCCAAGCACGUGCACGGUUAGCUGGUCUAGCAGCUUAAAAGUCUGAUCAUGAUGAGCGUCUUCUCGAAUAUAAACAAGUCAAAGGUUAAACUGCUAAAUGUGCUGUAUUUCCUACAGUGUGAUCAGGAGAGAAAAAAAAGUAUGGUUUCAGCAGACAAGGAGUCAGGGACUGGCCAGAGGGAGCUGUGUCCAUUUUGUGGCAGGCCUUUCAAGAGGCUAAAAACUCACCUUCCUCACUGCAAAAUGGCACCUGUUGCCAAGGCGACAAAAAGCUCGGUGGCCCCUUCGGAGUCACGCAGCCCUGUCCUUGAACACGCUGCUUCGGAGAGGAGGACGACAGCAGUGAUGCCGGAGGGGUUUUCAAAUACAGACUUGACAGGAACGGUGACUUCCCCUGCCGUGAAGAAAAAGAGCACACGUCUCUCGGUGAAGACUGUGGUACCAAAGGUAAGCCCAAACAAAAACAUCACACCGAAAAAUCUCCCAAAAUUUGACCUUUCUAGUGGUCCACCUAAGGUCAAACCCAAGGUACAGGAGCAGGAGAUGAUGAAAACGGAAGAGUCAGAUAAAAGCAGUCGACCUGGAGGUGGCAGGGAGGUGGUGUCUGCACAAAAGGGAAGGGGGUCAGCGUCCCUAAAAACGGACAUCCACAGUGGGACCGCGGACAAGGUGAGAAGCCGCGAAAGUACAAAGAAAGGGCAGCGCAAGCGGAAGGCUCCGGAUACGGAGAUGCAGCAGACGUGCAUGCCGUUUGGUCCUUUGAACGAGGAUGGUGCUGUGACGCAGAAGUUGUUACUUGGGUCACUGUCAUCAAAUGGUAAGGCAGAAGGAGCUGGGAGGGAACUCCGUGCUCAAGAAAUGGCCAACAGCAGGUCAGCUCCCGCUGAAUGCCACAUUUGGGGCCAUAAGGGGACCAAGACGGAUGUGUGGGAUCAUAUUAAAAACGGUUUAACUGGCAAGAGCUGCAGACGUCUUCUCACGGCUGAUCUGAGCGAAGCUGCCCUCGGGGUUGGACCCGCUUUCCAAGAAGUGGAACCUCAAAGUUCCCCGAUUCUGGUCAACCAGGCCGGGCUUUUGUCCAAGCAAAGACCCGAGAACUUGUUUCCUAGAGCCAACGAUGGCUCUGCCCCCUGCCACAACCCCGCAGGUGCGCUGUGGGAGCCGUGCGGGCGAGGGAGCCGUGUUGCUGGCCUGGAGUGGACACCGGAGUUGGCUACCUCCUACCGCGGUAUAGGCUUCUCCAUGCUUCCCUUGUGGUGCCCCACCGAGCACGUGCAGAGAAAGCCUCCGCCAGUGCAGCCAAUUGCACGACAGGUUCAAGGUAGUGUGACUGAGCGAGCUCUCUUGGAGCUCAGGCUUGCGGAGCUGCCAACGUGGCUGAUGUCACGACCCCUACCUACCCCCCGACAGGGCGUGGCAUUGCUCCGGAAAGCAGGAUGGCAGUGGUACCACAGUAAGUACGUCGAUGUCCGGAGAGGGGCCAUCGGCGGGGUGGCCAUGCUGCUGGCUGGCUGCUGCGUCCUGAGUUACCUGUGGAGUUACCCCGACUUCAAACAUGAGCGCUGGAGAAAGUACCACUGAAGAGCUGGAUCUCGCAGGAGCUGCUCGCCGACCGGGGAAGGAAUCCCUCUGGGUUUGGACUUCGUGGUGGGAGGGCAUCUUGAUCAUGUGCCUGCUAGUGUCAUUCCAUUUAUUUAAUCUUUACAUGCAUUGUUUGUUUAUUAAAUAGAAAAUAUGAAAUGUCAGAUCAUUGGACUAAGAAAAUGGUAUUCCACAAUUUGAGUUUACCCCGAAAAUUCUCAGUAAAAUAAAAGAUGAUUGGACCUGUA